Molecule: messenger RNA, 506 nt
Organism: Fulmarus glacialis (Northern fulmar)
Lineage: Eukaryota; Metazoa; Chordata; Aves; Procellariiformes; Procellariidae
Product: N-acetylmuramoyl-L-alanine amidase-like
Exons: 2
Biological process (GO): peptidoglycan catabolic process; defense response to Gram-positive bacterium; detection of bacterium
Molecular function (GO): peptidoglycan immune receptor activity; peptidoglycan binding; zinc ion binding
Source: RefSeq, a predicted model, not a curated record
AGUGCCCGGCCAUCAUGCCCCGGUGCAUGUGGGGUGCCCGUCCCUACCGGGGCACCCCCACACCGUUGACCCUCCCGUUGGGCUCCGUCUACAUCCACCACACCUUCAUACCCAGCGCCCCAUGCCGCACCUUCACCGCCUGCGCCCGCGACAUGCGCGCCAUGCAACGCUUCCACCAGGACACCCGCGGUUGGGAUGACAUCGGCUACAGCUUCUUGGUGGGGUCGGAUGGGUACCUGUACCAAGGCCGAGGUUGGCACUGGGUUGGUGCCCACACCAAAGGCUACAACAGCAAAGGCUACGGUGUGGGCUACGUUGGAGACUUCUCGGCCACCUUGCCGGACCCUGAUGCCAUCGCCCUGGUGCGGGACAGUCUCUUGCCCUGCGCCGUACGGACCGGCCGGCUUCACCGUAACUACACCCUACGUGGCCACCGCCAGAUGGGUCACACCGACUGCCCUGGCAACUCCCUUUUCCAUGAGAUUGAGACCUGGCAUGGCUUCAAG